This is a messenger RNA of Necator americanus (New World hookworm), 387 nucleotides long. RefSeq lists its product as uncharacterized. The coding region runs from base 1 to 387 and encodes 128 amino acids. The record is from RefSeq and is a predicted model, not a curated record. The transcript is spliced from 3 exons. NCBI's taxonomy places the organism in Eukaryota, Metazoa, Nematoda, Chromadorea, Rhabditida, Ancylostomatidae.
AUGACACCACUGGACGCCUUGCCAUAUUCGCAGUUCUUGUUUUACAAUGCACUAGACCUCACGACACAGGGCUUUCUACCGUACUCAUUGGUGCAACCGCUAGCAGCGGCUCAGUUUCAGGCACCGCAAGUCCUGGGAAAUGAAGGGGACUAUGAUGACUACGACAAUGAGUGGUGCUCUCAAAGACCAUUUUUCGAUUCUUCUCAAGAGAAGAUAUUUUUCGUUCGUACCAUCCGCGAUAAAAAGAUGACUGAAGAGGAGAAAGGGUGCGACGGUACCGUACUGGAUGGAAGUGGUUAUGGUAGUCUCGUUUUCCAGGAUCCGUUCGAUAACCUAACCGCUACUACGCUCCGCUACGCACCGCUACGAGCGCAACCGCAUCCGUAA